This is a messenger RNA of Grus americana (Whooping crane), 8099 nucleotides long. RefSeq names its product ankyrin repeat domain 44 (gene ANKRD44). Gene Ontology annotation, molecular function: protein binding. The record is from RefSeq and is a predicted model, not a curated record. Lineage: Eukaryota; Metazoa; Chordata; Aves; Gruiformes; Gruidae. Gene Ontology annotation, cellular component: cytoplasm; ciliary inversin compartment; nucleus. Bases 695 to 3883 code for a protein of 1062 amino acids. Gene Ontology annotation, biological process: regulation of barbed-end actin filament capping; protein localization to ciliary inversin compartment. The transcript has 29 exons.
GCGCCCGGUCUUCAGGGGAGCGAAGGCCUUGGAGCCCAAGGGCGGGUCCCCGCCCGGCAGCCCCCCUGCAGCGGGACGGGGCAGCACGCGCGGCCUGCCGCAAGGACCGCCGCUGUGACGGGGCACCACCCUCUCCCUGAGGGGGCUGCGGGCGCUCGGGUUUCGCUCCUCCCGCCUCCAGACCGGCAGCAGCCAGCCCCUCCGGUCCCGCCCGCGGCGUGCCGCAGGUGCCCCCCGGGGACCGCCGACUACGGCCCGGGCCAGGGCCGCCCCCUCGGGGUGCGGGGCGGAUCCGGGCGGCGGGGCAGGCCCUGCCUGGGGCGGUGCCGUCCCUCAGCCCGGCUACCACCGCCCCUCGCGCUGCCCGGCGGGGCGGGGGCGCCGAGAGCCCCCCGGGGCUGGCCCUGCGCUGCGCUCCGCUCCGCGCAGGCACCGGCCGCCGGCGCGAACAAAGGCGGCGGUGGCGGCGCGGCCCGGCCCGUGAGAGGCAGCCCGCCCGCCCGCCCGCCCGCCCCUGCUUCCUGGGCCGGGCCGGGCUGGGCUGGGCGAGGCGAGGCGAGGCGGCCUCCGCGCCCCCGCCCCGCCCCGCCGGCGCGGAGCGGAGCGGAGCCGCCGCCGCAGCAGCAGCGCCGGUCGCGGGGCGCGCUCGCCGCCCGUCGCAGGAGCUGCAUGUGCGCGGGAGGAGCGGCGGAGGAUGGCAGUGCUCAAGCUCGCCGACCAGCCACCACUGGUCCAAGCGAUUUUCAGCGGCGAUCCAGAAGAGAUACGGAUGCUGAUCUACAAAACUGAGGAUGUCAACGCCUUGGAUGCCGAGAAACGAACUCCUCUUCACGUUGCAUCAUUCCUGGGGGAUGCAGACAUCAUUGAGCUUCUCAUUUUGUCAGGCGCUCGUGUUAAUGCCAAGGACAAUAUGUGGCUGACUCCUCUCCAUCGAGCUGUUGCUUCAAGAAGUGAAGAAGCAGUGCAAGUAUUGAUUAAGCACUCAGCCGAUGUCAAUGCUCGGGACAAGAACUGGCAGACACCGUUGCACGUGGCAGCUGCGAACAAGGCAGUGAAGUGUGCAGAAGUCAUCAUCCCCAUGCUGAGCAGCGUCAACGUCUCAGAUCGAGGGGGGCGGACGGCAUUGCACCAUGCAGCUCUGAAUGGCCACAUUGAGAUGGUGAACUUGCUCUUAGCCAAGGGGGCAAACAUCAAUGCUUUUGACAAAAAGGACAGAAGAGCUCUUCACUGGGCAGCAUACAUGGGUCAUCUGGAAGUUGUUGCCUUACUGAUUAAUCAUGGUGCAGAGGUGACUUGUAAAGACAAGAAAGGUUACACCCCACUUCAUGCAGCUGCAUCCAAUGGGCAGAUUAACAUUGUGAAACACCUCCUUAACCUGGGGGUAGAGAUUGAUGAAAUGAACAUCUAUGGAAAUACCGCACUUCACAUUGCCUGUUACAAUGGUCAGGAUUCUGUUGUUAAUGAGCUGAUUGACUAUGGUGCUAAUGUAAAUCAGCCUAAUAAUAAUGGAUUCACUCCCUUGCAUUUUGCUGCUGCCUCCACUCACGGAGCACUGUGUCUUGAACUACUAGUGAAUAAUGGGGCAGAUGUUAACAUUCAGAGUAAGGAUGGGAAGAGCCCGCUGCACAUGACAGCUGUCCAUGGGAGAUUCACGCGGUCGCAGACCCUCAUUCAGAACGGAGGGGAAAUUGACUGUGUUGACAAGGAUGGUAACACCCCUCUGCACGUGGCUGCAAGAUACGGACAUGAGCUUUUGAUUAACACCCUCAUAACCAGUGGAGCUGAUACUGCCAAGUGUGGGAUCCACAACAUGUUCCCUUUACACUUAGCAGCGCUGAAUGCUCACUCAGACUGCUGCAGGAAAUUGUUGUCAUCGGGCUUUGAAAUAGACACCCCCGAUAGUUUUGGAAGAACGUGCCUCCACGCUGCUGCUGCAGGAGGUAAUGUUGAAUGUAUAAAACUCUUGCAAAGCAGUGGAGCAGAUUUUAAUAAAAAGGACAAAUGUGGGAGGACGCCUUUGCAUUACGCAGCUGCAAAUUGUCAUUUCCACUGUAUUGAGACACUGGUGACAACAGGAGCCAAUAUUAAUGAAACAGAUGACUGGGGACGCACCCCUUUGCACUAUGCUGCUGCUUCUGACAUGGACCGAAAAAGAAAGAAUAUUUUAGGCAACUCCCAUGAAAAUGCUGAAGAACUUGAAAGAGCCAGUGAGAUAAAGGAAAAAGAAGCUGCAUUGUGUCUAGAGUUCCUUCUACAGAACGAUGCCAAUCCAUCCAUCCAAGACAAAGAGGGGUACAACACUGUGCAUUACGCUGCUGCAUAUGGGCACCGGCAGUGUUUGGAACUGAUUGGAAGCAAAACUCCAUUGGAUAUACUUCUUGAAAAAACCAACAAUAUGUUUGAGGAAUCUGAUUCUGCAGCUACAAAAAGUCCUUUGCAUUUAGCUGCCUAUAAUGGUCAUCAUCAAGCCUUGGAGGUACUUCUCCAAUCUCUGGUGGAUCUGGAUAUUAAGGAUGAGAAGGGACGCACUGCUUUGGACCUGGCUGCGUUUAAAGGACAUGCAGAGUGCGUGGAAGCUCUCAUCAGCCAGGGUGCUUCUGUCACUGUAAAAGACAACGUCACCAAAAGGACCCCCCUCCACGCCUCAGUCAUUAAUGGCCAUACACCUUGUUUACGGUUGUUGCUAGAAGUUGCAGACAACCCUGACGUGACAGAUGCCAAAGGACAAACCCCCCUAAUGCUUGCAGUGGCAUAUGGGCACAUUGAUGCUGUUUCUUUAUUACUUGAAAAAGAAGCAUCUGUAGAUGCAGCUGAUCUCCUGGGAUGCACAGCUUUACAUCGAGGGAUUAUGACUGGGCACGAAGAGUGUGUUCAGAUGCUGUUAGAGAAAGAAGUAUCUAUUUUAUGUAAAGACGCCAGAGGCAGAACACCUCUGCACUUUGCAGCAGCUCGGGGUCACGCCACUUGGCUGAGUGAAUUACUGCAGAUAGCACUUUCAGAGGAAGACUGCAGUUUGAAAGAUAAUCAAGGUUAUACACCGCUGCACUGGGCUUGUUACAACGGUCAUGAAAACUGCAUAGAGGUACUAUUGGAACAAAAAUUUUUCCGCAAAUUCUAUGGUAAUAGCUUCUCUCCAUUGCACUGUGCUGUAAUCAAUGAUCAUGAAAACUGUGCAUCACUGCUCAUCGGAGCCAUUGAUGCCAGCAUUGUCAAUUGCGAAGAUGACAAAGGAAGAACGCCCCUUCACGCAGCAGCCUUCGCAGAUCACGUGGAGUGCCUCCAGCUCCUCCUGAGUCAUAGCGCACAAGUGAAUGCUGUGGAUCACGCAGGGAAAACACCUCUUAUGAUGGCAGCUCAAAACGGUCACAUAGGUGCUGUAGACUUUUUGGUGAACAUUGCCAAGGCUGACCUGACAUUAAAAGAUAAGGAGUUGAAUACAUCUUUGCACUUGGCUAGCAGUAAAGGUCAUGAAAAAUGUGCCUUGUUAAUACUUGACAAGAUACAAGAACAGAGCCUUAUUAAUGCAAAAAAUAAUGCGUUGCAGACACCUCUCCAUAUUGCUGCACGGAACGGCUUAAAGAUGGUGGUUGAAGAGUUGCUAGCCAAAGGGGCAUGUGUCCUAGCAGUAGAUGAAAAUGGUCAUACGCCAGCCCUGGCUUGCGCUCCUAACAAAGACGUGGCUGACUGCCUGGCACUCAUUUUGGCUACCAUGAUGCCUUUUUCUCCCUCCAGUUCAAUGACGGCUUUCAACUUCGUUUGUUUUAAAAAAGACAAUUUGGGCAGGACACAUCUCUGCGAUGGCUCUUACAAUAAGCCCUUGAGUAAUAACAUAGGAACAGAGGAUGGGUACAAUGAAAACGAUUCGGAUUCUGAAACAUUUUGACUUUUUGAUAUUCAAAAACUUUUUUCCAUUAUUAUUUCAUUUCAGCUUUAUUUUUGUCUUUUUAAACAGCUUAAAUCCCACGGCUACAUUCUUAACUAUUAUUCUCGACAAGUAGGUAUUGAAAGAUUUCUAGUGUUGACGAGAAUCAAGCCUUUAAAUAACAAAGUUAGAGGGAUUUACUGGAACAUAUUCCCAUUAAUUUUCUGCAGUUUUUCAGCUUCCUGAUGUUUUCUUUAGGCCCUAAGUGCCCCUGUGGAAAGUCUCUACCUCUUAUUUUAAGUAGAAAAAGAGAAAAUGCCUUUUUUUUCUUUUUGAGAGCACAAAUAAACAGGAAACUGUUUGUAACAAGUUCUUAUAUGUUUUAGCCAUACCUUUAGUACACAGUCCUAUUUCCAGUGUAGCCUUCAUAGAUUCGAGCAUCACUCCUUUCCUCUGUUUGUCUGUUUCCUGCUUCCAGGGGCUCUGUUAAUUAGAUUUUUUAUUUUUUUUUUCACACGAACCAAAGGUAAAGUUGUAAAUCUUAAAACUGCCUGUAUUACUUUUCUACAGGAAAUGAAACCUUUUACAUUCUGCGUGUAUUAAGCACUUAAAUGUACAGAAGGCACUUUUUACAGUUCUUAGUUGCAGCACACAAUUAGAAAAAUAUAGUUAUAAACUCUUAAGGCCAAAUUCUUCUCGUCUCACCAUAUUUUCCCACAGACAUUAGUGGAACCACUUGUGUAAAAUGAAAAUCACUUGGCCCUUAUUUUUUUCAAUUCCGCACAAACAUGUACCGUUUAUUUGCACUACAGAAUUAGGGUCAUUAGACGUUUCUGUCACCUGAGCCAUUAACCAUGAAUCUAGUACAAGGGUAGGGGGGAAUGGUGAAAAGAAAAAUCAGGUGUAGACAAAGGUGUAUGUAAAAGUUUAUAAUGACUUGCCAACUUAAAUGGAUUUUUUUUUCCCUUUCUAUGCUUAAAUAACUUAUUUUUUACUGUAAACAGUAUCAAAUUUUAAAAUACCUUUGCCAGUGUUUGGAUUAACAGAGCAAAGGUAAAGCAAUGAAAGCAUAACACCAAAAGUUGAAAUACCAAACACCAGAACACACAGCAGUGUACUGUGCAGGGGACUGGAGAUACAUGCUAAAAAAGCCUAUUGUCACCAGCUUUUAAAGCAAUGUCAACUUUGUGAAUAUUUUUACUCCUUCUGCCAAAGUUUCUAGGUCAAAUGGACCAAGACCCUCGUCUGCAACAGAUGUACAAAAGGAAGAAUGAGACUUUCUAAUCAAAAACAAACAUAAAAACUAAACAAAAAGCUAUCAUGAACUAACCAGCUGUACCAAGAGGACCAAAACGCUUCAGUAAUUAAAUGGAAGACUUUGCUACUUUUAUUUUUUCUUCAAAUGUGAGUGACAUAAUGAAGUAGUUUUUCUAAACCAUAAAAAUAUAAACUUUUGAGGUAAUGAGUAGUCUUGAGUGAAUUUUACAUUUUAUGACGCAGGUUUCAAGUUGACAUUUGUAACUGAUGAUGUGUUGACCACAGGUGGUUUUUUUUCCAGACUAAAGAAUAUAAUUUUAAUGUAAAUGUGUUGAUAUUUAUUUGAAAUGAAACAAAUGCCCAGGAAAAAUAACUAUGGCUUGUUCUCCUAGUUAGUAUCUGUGCAUAAGUUUGGCGUGAUGCGAAAUGAAAUGUGAAUCUAGGCAAGACUUGAUGGCCUGAGUAGAAAAAGGAAGGGCUGCUGCACUUCGGUAGAGUGCCCAUCAUCUUGUAUGGAAUGCAGAGAUAAAGUCCACAGGCCAUAUCGCUCAAAAGCGUAGAGCAAAACACCUUCCACCAUUUGAGAGCAUAAGAAAGGGAUCCAACCCCUUGCUAGACAAGUGAGAGAAGACCGUACAGCUCCAGUAAAGAGGGGAAAAGGUAACACAGCAUGGAGUUGGGGUGUUAAAGUACCCGUGAUUCACGCUUGGGCUAUGUGCAGGCCUACACCUGUGCUGGGAAUGAUGGGAUGAGCUUCCUCAGUGCACGCUUUCAGCAGGGUCAAUGAAAAGUAAGGAUUUUUAUUUUAGUUGCAGUUUUUAGCUGUGUUUCACUCAAUUGUUAAAAAUCUGUUGGCAGAUUCCAGUUCUCUAAUUAGGAAAAAUAUUUAUAUAUUAAGUUUAUUUUGCCUUGCUAAAAUUAAAUAUUGUUUUCUUGAACAUUAGGUAAAAUUAAAUAUUGUUUCCUUGAACAUUAACAAAUUUCCAAAGUUUGCAACAAAAAAUCACAAGGGAUAGUGUCCCUAAAGGUGAACAUUUCUUUUCCCUCAACUCUGUAUUUUCUGCAGUAGAAUGACAGAGCACCUGAAACCCUGGUUUUCUCCUCAGAAAUAGCACAGAAUAACAUUUUAAUGAUUGAUUUUUCUCAAUGUUUUUCCUUUGAAGAGUUGCAGAAUAGCAAUACCCACCUUACUUAAAGCACUGAACAUAAGAGAUCAGUUGUUUCAGUUUUCAGUGGUGUCUGUUCAGAAAUGAAUAGAAAUCCUAAAUUUUGCUUUUUUAUGUGGAAUGAUGGCAUUGAAAACAAAUAAACAAAUGGGAAAUGGCUGCCUCCUGUCUAACAGCAGGAUCAGCCUUUUAAUCUUAUUUUAACCAGACAUGUCAGUAGGCUCCUUGGCAGGAUUAGUUAUGAGUCUUACCCUGAAAAACAGAAAGUUACGCUAUCCUAUGUGAAGUGGCUUCAUUAGGAGAAAACCAGUCCUCUUUCCAAAGAGGACGUUGUAUUAUUUUAAGCAGCCAUUAAAAAAAAUUCAGUAUUUUUACUUGCCACCAUACAGAGUUACUGAAAAUAUUUCUGUGUAUUUGCAAUACCUCGUAACUCUGGUAAUUGCAUAGUGCAACAACUGCUGCUUCUUAAUGAUGUAUACAACAUUACAGAUGCAUAGGUGAUUACUGAAUUACUUUGAUCCUUCUAGGAACCAAAUCCAAACUUUACUGAUUAAACUUUUCUGUAAAGUAACAAUGAUGUAAGUAUGCAAUAUUCCAGAAAUCAUAGAAACAUACGGUGUGUUAGCAUCGUAAGGGCAUUCGGAAAGCCAUGUUUUGAGUACAGCGUAUUUAGGAGGAAAACUGUCAGGAGCAGGACACUUAGAAGUACUCAGAUUUGGUCUAUCCCACAUCUCACGUGAGUUACCAGAAUCCCUUUUUUGUAUGCUAGUACAUUGAUCUGUAAUAUAAUUUAUCACUUGUAGAAAUAGACUUCUAAUUUAGGGCAGGUAUUUAAGCAUGGGAAUAAUUUUACUCUUGUAAAUAAUCACUUUGCCUUUCUGUGGACUUUUUACAAGAGUAAUCAUACAUAAUUGUUGCACUUAACCCUGGAUCCUGCAAUCUGCAGUACGUGGAUGACUUGCGUGUCUGCGCCAAGCAAAGGGUAUUUAGGGAGGGGCAGCCCUCAGCCCAGGCGCGUUAGCAGGAUCCUGUCAGGUCCCAAGUCUCUCUCAUUAAUACUGAGUUACAACCUCCGGACUGCCUGAAAUUGCUGUGAAAUAGCUCAGGGGAUUUCUGUUCAUCGCUACUAAAAGGGCACCAUAAUGUGUUUGGUACUUUUGUGCAGUAAACAGCUGCCAGGUUAUCGAAUUAGAACAAACACAUGAAAUGAAUUGUUUAUCCGUUGUACUGUUGAGAAACUCGGUUAUGUACCUGGAGGAUGAUUUUAAAAAAAUUGUGAUUUUUAUUCUUAGUCAUGUAAGAAAUAUUAGAGUGCCUUUUUAUAUUUGUGUAUUAUGGAAAUGUUUUGUGAAACUCAUCUUUUUUUUCUUUUUUUUUCAUUUGAGUGUUAUAAAAGCAAUAUAUUACCAGUAAAUUUUCAUUUCAGACCUUCUUUGAAUGUAUAAAGUGUUUCUUCUUUUCGUAUGUUCUACCUGCAUUGAAAUGAAAAUUAAUAUGCUAAAUUUCUAUAGGAAUAAUGUAUAAUUUUUGCAGUGCUGAAAAUGCUUUCUUAUUACACAAGAAGUAAACCUUAGGUCAGUGUUAUAGGAAAGGGCGUUUUGAACUAGUGACAAUCUGAGUGUGUGUAUAAAAUGUAAUUUUAUGCGUUUCUUAUGCAGUGAUCUACAUAUUAAAGCCAAUAUCUUACGUUUUGUAGGUUUUGUCUUAUAUUUUAUGCUUUAGCAUGUGCAAUAUAUCUUUACAAACCAUGGUGAUACGAAUCUGGUGCCAGUGUUAUAUUUUGCAUAACAUUUGUAAUAAACAAUAUAAAAUAU